AUGCACCGUGUGGGUAGUGCAGGGAAUGCAUCAAAUUCAGGUCGCCCUCGCAAGGAGAAGAGGUUGACUUAUGUGUUAAACGAUGCUGAUGACACGAAGCACUGUGCAGGCGUAAACUGUUUGGCUAUAUUGAAGUCAUCGGUCUCUGAUGGGUUUGAUUAUCUCUUCACUGGGAGCCGUGAUAGCACAUUAAAGAGAUGGGCAUUGGCUGAAGAUGCUGCUACCUGCUCUGCUACAUUUGAGUCGCAUGUAGAUUGGGUCAAUGACGCAGUCCUUGCUGGAGGUAAUACACUUGUCUCCUGCUCCUCUGACACCACCCUCAAGGCAUGGAAUUUUUUGUCUGAUGGAAUGUGUACCAGGACUCUUCGGCAACACUCUGACUAUGUUACUUGUCUUGCUGCAGCAGAAAAAAAUAGCAAUAUUAUUGCCUCGGGUGGCCUUGGUGGGGAAGUUUUCAUAUGGGAUUUUGAAGCUGCACUUGCUCCCAUCGUUAAGUCAAGUGACACAAUGGAAGAUGAUUGUUCAAAUGGGAUUAAUGGUUCGGGAACUUUAAUACCCAUUACUUCUCUACGUCCUAUCAGCUCAAGCAACUGUAUUUCUUUGCACGCGCCUCAGUCUCAAGGAUAUGUGCCUGUUGCUGCUAAAGGCCAUAAGGAAUCAGUUUAUGCAUUAGCAAUGAAUGAUGGGGGAACCCUUCUUGUUUCUGGUGGAACCGAGAAGGUUGUGCGUGUUUGGGACCCUCGAACUGGUUCCAAGACCAUGAAGCUUAGAGGGCAUACAGAUAAUAUUAGGGCGUUGCUGCUGGAUUCUACUGGCAGGUACUGCUUAUCAGGAUCCUCUGAUUCCAUGAUCAGGUAG
This is a messenger RNA of Ilex paraguariensis (yerba mate), 858 nucleotides long. Lineage: Eukaryota; Viridiplantae; Streptophyta; Magnoliopsida; Aquifoliales; Aquifoliaceae. The record is from the annotation of a GenBank genome assembly.